This is a messenger RNA of Aedes albopictus (Asian tiger mosquito), 3946 nucleotides long. RefSeq lists its product as uncharacterized. Gene Ontology annotation, molecular function: mRNA binding; translation regulator activity; single-stranded RNA binding. The record is from RefSeq and is a predicted model, not a curated record. Gene Ontology annotation, biological process: positive regulation of cytoplasmic translation. The transcript has a single exon. NCBI's taxonomy places the organism in Eukaryota, Metazoa, Arthropoda, Insecta, Diptera, Culicidae. Bases 177 to 1574 code for a protein of 465 amino acids. Gene Ontology annotation, cellular component: cytoplasm.
UACUAGGCUCGGAUGAACCAUUCCCGACUAACGCUGAUCUGGCUCUGGACAUGAACCCCAUGAAGGAACGUGUCCAACCCUCGCUUGGCCUCCCUGAUCCAUAGAUAACCAAGAGAUCACGAAAGCGACUAGAUACAACGGAUGGUGAUAGCGGUGCGGAGGGGGGACCCUGAAGAAUGGAAGAUCAAACAACAAACAACGAAGCAGGAGCGGCAAAUCCGUUUGCCAGAACUGGGUUGGCGAGGACACCACCAUCGCAAACCCAGCAGGUGCAAAAGCUACAAGGGCAAGAGAAGGAGCACCAACAGAUGCAGCAGCAGCAAUACAGCGCAUGGUCGAGAGUACCAAAACUACCAAGGGUAGAAGUAGCCAAAAAGCUGGUAGACGAGCUGCACGAAUACGUCGACAAACGGAGCAACGUGCACAAGGACAUCAAAGCGUUGGUGAUUAAGAUCCAAGGGGCCCUUGGAUCGGCAGUUAAAGAGUGGAAGAGUAUGGCACAGAGAGCCGAAGAUGCAGAGAAGGAGCUCUUGGCAGCCAAGACUGCCAGUGAAGCAAGCCGAACGUCGGAAGCGAGAAGGCAGAUCACUAACAAAACUGCGGAGAAAAAUAGCGUGGUGGAAAGCAUCUCCCAGAGGAUGCAAACUACACCCUUUUUCACGCCGAAGAGACCAAGGGCAUCGCCAGGAGAAGUGAGACCCGGUGGCUCCAAGAAACAUAAGGACGCCCCCGUUACUGGUGCACGCCAUCCAGUAGAGAAUGUCGUCGCAGACGGCCAUACCCCUUGGCAGGUCGUCGGCAAAAGAAAAGCGAAGUCGGCCGGUAAAAGCAGGUCCGACAAACGGAAGCUCAUAAAGAGAAAAAAUAAAGGUGAAGCUCUCAUCGUCAAAACAAGUGACGACUCGUACGCGGAAGUUCUGCGCACCAUGCGGACUAAUCCGGACCUUAGGGAGCUAGGGGAAGACGUGAAGAAAAUUAGGCGCACCCGCAAUGGGGAAAUGAUCCUCGAGUUAAGAAGGGAUCCAAAAGGAAGCAGCUCCUCCUACAAAGAGCUUACCGAGAAAGCUAUGGGCGAUAAGGUCGAAGUCAGGGCCCUAUGUCCGGAAGCAACCCUCCUAUGCAAAGACUUGGACGAGGUCACAUCGGAGCAGGAAGUUGAAGUAGCUAUGAAGGAGCAGUGCGAGCUAGGAGAAGCCUGGAUGACCAUCCGUGUAAGAAACGGACCUUCUGGCACGAAGGUGGCAUCGAUCAAACUACCGAUCGAUGCAGCCAAUAAGGCACUAAGAGUUGGCAAGAUCAAAAUAGGCUGGUGUGUGUGCCCCCUGAGUAUCUCUCAGCAACCGGAAGUGUGUUUCAAAUGCCUAGAGUACGGCCAUCUGGCAAGAGAUUGCAAAGGGCCUGACAGAAGCAAACUAUGCAGAAGGUGUGGUGAGGAAGGCCACAAAGCUCAGGAUUGCAGGAAGUCCCCGAAGUGCCUCAUCUGCGCAAACACAGAGAACAGCAACCAUCCGACAGGUGGCCGAAGAUGCCCGGCCUUCAAGCAAGUGAGUGCAACUAAGUCCCAGUGGAGGUAAUCCAAAUCAACCUCAACCACUGUGAGACUGCACAGCUUUUGCUGCGACAAGCCGUUGUGGAGCAAAACUGCGAUGUUGCUAUUAUUUCGGAGCCAUACCGAAUUCCCCCCGGAGAUGGAAACUGGACAGCAGAUAGGGCGAAAACAGUAGCAGUCUGGACAGCGGGAAGAUAUCCCGUGCAAGAAGUGUACUGCGCAGAUGAAGGUUUUGUGGUUGUGAAAAUCAACGGAAUUUUUAUAUGUAGCUGCUAUGCCCCACCAAAAUGGACGAUAGAGCAGUUUAACCAAAUGCUGGACUGGAUAACCGAGGAGCUAAUCGGCCGAAGACCAGUCGUCAUUGCCGGCGAUUUUAACGCUUGGGCGGUCGAAUGGGGUAGCCGUCUCACAACCCCAAGAGGAAGUAGUCUACUGGAGGCCCUAGCUAAGCUAAACAUAGACAUCGCCAACGAAGGUAGCACCAGUACGUAUCGUAGGGAAGGUAGAGAGUCUAUCGUCGACGUCACCUUUUGCAGUCCUGUUCUGAUGGGAGCGAUAAAUUGGAGAGUAUGUGAGGAAUACACCCACAGCGACCAUCAAGCCAUCCGGUACCAUAUUGGAGGCAGGGCUCGGCUGGAGUCACGUGGGACACAAACGAAUGAGCGGAGGUGGAGGACAGCGAACUUCGAAAAGGACGUGUUUGUGGAGGCGCUAAGGCUGGAGAGCAAUUCACUGAACCUCAGUGCAGACGAGCUGGUAGCGGUACUAUCCCGCGCGUGCGACGCUACAAUGCCAAGGAUGGGAAAACCAAGAAACAGUCGACACCCCGUCUACUGGUGGAACCCAACGAUUGCUGAUCUGCGAGCACAGUGCUUACGAGCUAGAAGAAGGAUGCAGAGGGCUAGAAAUGACGGUGAUAGGGAGCAACGUAGGUUACCUUACAGAGCAGCAAGAGCCGCAUUGAACAAAGCGGUCAAGCUCAGCAAGAAAGCCUGUCUUGACAAUCUCUGUCAUAAGGCCAACUUGAAUCCAUGGGGUAGUGCGUACAAAGUAGCAAUGUCGAAGAUAAAAGGUCCUGCGGUACCACCCGACAGAUGCCCGGAAAAGAUGAAAGUUAUCAUCGAGGCACUGUUUCCGAUUCACGAGCCAACAAUCUGGCCGCCCACACCGUACGUCAAUCAGGAUACCCACGAAUACCCACGAUGAAGAAAUCAGGGUGACUAACGAAGAGCUGAUCGCGGUAGCGAAAGUCUUGCCAAUCGAGAGAGCCCCUGGCCCGGACGGGAUACCAAACGUGGCACUAAAAGCAGCAAUCUACAAAAACCCGGAUAUGUUCAGGAGCACAAUACAACAUUGCAUUCAGGAGGGCAGUUUCCCUGACAUCUGGAAACGACAGAAAUUGGUGCUACUGCCAAAGCCUGGGAAACUUCCCGGCGACCCAUCAGCGUAUAGGCCGAUAUGCCUAUUGGAUACCGUUGGUAAAUUGUUGGAGAGAGUGGUCCUAAACAGGCUCACGAAAUACACUGAGAGUGAGAGCGGUCUAUCAGAAUUGCAGUUCGGAUUCCGGAAAGGCAGGAGCACUGUAGAUGCCAUCAGAACGGUUGUGGAUGCUAUGCAGACGGCGCAGAAGCAACAGAGAAGGGGAAACCGUUACUGCGCGGUGGUCACCCUAGACGUCAAAAAUGCUUUCAACAGUGCCAGCUGGGCAGCAAUUGCCGAUUCGCUGCACAGGCUGAGGGUACCUGAGUAUCUGUGCCAGAUUCUGAAAAGUUAUUUCCAGAACCGCAGAUUGAUCUACGAAACAGACGCCGGAAAGAGGAGUGUGGCUAUUACGGCGGGCGUUCCGCAGGGAUCCAUUCUGGGCCCGACUCUCUGGAACGUCAUGUACGAUGAGGUUUUGAAACUGAGCCUUCCCAGAGGAGUAAAGGUCGUCGGAUUUGCGGAUGACGUGGCGCUGCUUGUGAUCGGAGAAACACGAGAGGAAGUAGAAGUACUGGCCACGGAGGCGAUAGACACGGUGGAAGACUGGAUGCGGGAGAAGAAGCUAUCUCUAGCUCACCACAAGACUGAGAUAGUUGUCAUCAGCAACCGGAAGAAUGUGCAGCAUGCAACAAUUGUGGUUGGCGAGUGUACUAUCGACUCGAAGCGCGAAGUCAGGCACUUGGGAGUGAUGCUAGACGACCGACUGAACUUCAACAACCACGUUGACUACGUCUGCAAGAAGGCCACGGUGGUGAUCUCGGCACUAUCCCGGAUCAUGCCUAACAACUCUGCGAUCAUCAGCAGCAAGCGGAGACUACUAGCGAGCGUAUCAUCAUCCAUCGUCAGAUACGCAGCCCCAGUGUGGUCGUCGGCAUUAAAGACUGGAAGAAACCGCGCCCAGCUGAACCGUACGUC